Messenger RNA from Odontomachus brunneus, 738 nucleotides. Its product is annotated as cuticle protein 2-like. The transcript is spliced from 3 exons. Lineage: Eukaryota; Metazoa; Arthropoda; Insecta; Hymenoptera; Formicidae. The record is from RefSeq and is a predicted model, not a curated record. The coding region runs from base 71 to 556 and encodes 161 amino acids.
CGACACAGCAGUCCAUAGGGCGAGUACUGGUGAUCAGCCAGCAGCGCUUCUUCACCACUACUAAUAAGACAUGAGGGCUCUCAUCGUUCUCUCCGCACUGUGCGCCAUCGCGACCGCGACGCCGGCUUAUCUGGCUUAUCACAUCGGUGUGCCGGUCGGGCCGAACGGCGGGAUCCUGGACACACCGGAGGUGGCUCAAGCGAAAGCGACGCAUCUCGCCAUUCAGGCCUACGAGGCCGCCAGGAACACAGGAACGCUCGGUUACAGAUACGCUCUAGCAGUUUAUCCACCUGCGAUCACGUACGGCGCGCCCAUCGGCGUGGACGGCCGGGUGGUAGACACACCUGAGGUCGCGCAGGCCAAGGCUGCCCAUCUCGCCGCUCACGCCCAAGAGGCCAUCAAAACAGUUGGACUUCCCUAUGGCGCCUUGAGUACAUCGUGGCUCUACAAUCACGGUUAUGCCCCUAUUGGACCUGACGGCAGGGUGAUAGAUACCCCCGAAGUGGCACUGGCUAAGGCCAAGCACUUAGCCGUGUCCGCUCAAAGCGCUAAUUGACGACCCGAGGAAAUAUCCGUGUAUCGAUCACAAGUUUGCCUACGUUUCGAAACCGUCUCAGCCUGAUCGGCGAAAGACGUUGUGCAGAGGAACACUCGUUCCGUGUCACUCUGUAUGGAUCUGAUGUGAGGAGGAAGUUCUACUAAUAAAUGCAUCAUGUUUCAAACGUCUUGACGACUGUA